CUUUGGAAGGAGUUGGUUCGGUCCAGUGAGCGGGAGGCUACAAACAGCGAGCAGCUGCAACACAUCAGCCAGGCAGAAGGUUAAACAAUGAGUGAGGAAAACUCAGCGGAGGUGAAGCUGCUGGAGGCUCAGAUCCAGGACAUGCAGGCAGAAAUUAAAGCUCUGCAGCAGCAACAUGAGGAUAACUGUAAGGAGAUCACCUUCCAGUACAGAGGACAAAUGCAGAACACUCUAGCGGUUCUGAGUGGACGGGCCCUGGACCAGGAGGAGACGGUGGUGUCCAAGCUGAAAGAGGAAGUGGAGGAGCUGGAGGAUUCUCUGAAGCUGCAGACUGAGAUUAACGGCAUCAGCCUGAACAGUUGCACCAUAAAGACCCUGCAGAACCGUAAGGAUGCAGAUCUGCCAUCAGGCAUUUUAGGCCCAGAAACCGUCCAGCAGAUUUGUUUGUCAUGUCGCAGCUCUGAGCUCAGCUUCCAGGUGGAGUUCCUGCUGUCUGAGGUCAAGAAUGAAUCAAGCUCUGAGCAGAAAAUUACUGACCUGAACCUGGUGCUGGACUCCGACGACCUGCCGGACCUCAGCAGCUUCCUGUCCAGGGUAGAGGGCACCCGGGAUCUUCCGCUGCUCUUCAGGACCAUAAGGACUUUCUUAGACAGAAGUGAUGAUCGGACCAGAACCUUUCAGCAUUUCCAGCUUUGCAGCUGUUCCCCACCUGGCCUACAGGAGGCGCUGCUGCUGAGGCCUUUCAGAGCCUGCUGAGGAUUCUGGGACCUGAAGCAGCCAUUGAAUCGAUCAUCAGAGCCGUGAGCCUUUCAGAAGACGCUGAACUGAGUGGGUAGAAGAUCCAGAAGGUCCGCUCUGGACUCUGGACCCAUCAUUGGAGGCUCAAUCAGAACUUUAUUUUUCCUCUCUUGGAUGAGACAAAACUAUAAAAAUAAAAGAUUUCAGUGGAAAUCAGCAGUCAGCUGCUGGGCCCUUAUAUCCUCACAGAGUUU
Messenger RNA from Cyprinodon variegatus (sheepshead minnow), 992 nucleotides. RefSeq names its product centromere protein P (gene cenpp). The coding region runs from base 88 to 756 and encodes 222 amino acids. The transcript is spliced from 7 exons. Gene Ontology annotation, cellular component: chromosome, centromeric region; nucleus. Gene Ontology annotation, biological process: CENP-A containing chromatin assembly. The record is from RefSeq and is a predicted model, not a curated record. NCBI's taxonomy places the organism in Eukaryota, Metazoa, Chordata, Actinopteri, Cyprinodontiformes, Cyprinodontidae.